UAAAAUUAAUUUUACCACAGACUCAAAAACCUAACAGUCUUUGCGUUGAAUGUAUGUAUAACUAAAUAAUUAUUCACUCUUUGAUUCUCAUUUUUCUCCUUAUACAAACGAACAAUCGAUCAAAGUUAUUCGUGGUUUUAUAUUCAGCAUUUGACAUGAUGUUGGGAUCGAGAAUCGAUUGCAGGUUAUAGAUUUUUUUUCUUAAUUGUGAUUUGAAGCAGAAGAUGAGCUCGCAGAAGCAAGUGAUGAUUCGAGACUUGGUGGAGGAGGCGAAGAAGAGGAUUGUGUUUUUGGUGAUAUGCGUCGUCGGGUUGUCAUACUUAAUGUCAUUGACAAGCUCUUCUGUUUUGGUAAACUUGCCUGCUGCUGCCUCCUUAAUUAUCCUGCUUCGGUAUUUCGCUAUAGACUUUGAAAUGAGGAGAAAAGCUGCAUCAUACAGUAGUAAACCUUCCUCAGGAAACAUAGUGUCUCAAAAUAAACCUCCAGACUGUACCAAAAUUGUUGGACGUUCUGACUGGAGAAGGAAUGUCAAUUCUCCUGUUGUUGAGGAUGCAAUUGAUACAUUCACAAGGCAUUUAGUUUCUGAGUGGAUUACAGACCUCUGGUACUCACGUUUAACACCUGAUAAAGAAGGCCCUGAGGAACUUGUACAUAUCAUAAAUGGUGUUCUAGGGGAGUUGUCAGGUCGAAUGAGGAAUAUAAAUCUUAUUGAUCUGUUGACAAGGGAUCUUGUUACUCUCAUUUGCACCCACGUGGAGCUUUUUCGUGCUAGUCAGGCUAAGAUUGAAAAGCACCAAUCGGAAACUCUUACUAUUGAAGUCAGAGACAUGGAAAUAAGGCGUGUUUUGGCUGCUGAGGACAAGUUGCACCCUGCUUUAUUUUCUGCUGAAGCUGAGCACAAGGUUUUGCAAUGCAUAAUGGAGGGUCUCAUUUCUUUCACAUUCAGACCUGAAGAUCUUCAGUGUUCUUUCUUUCGUUAUAUUGUCAGGGAGCUGCUUUCUUGUGCAGUGAUGCGACCAGUCUUAAAUUUGGCCAGCCCAAAGUUUAUCAAUGAAAGGAUUGUAUUCUUAUCCAUUAAUAUGAGCAAGAGUAGGGGAUCUGGAGCAGCACAAGAGACAUCCCAGUCCAAACCCAAUGGGUCUCCCAGGAUCUCCUCUGAUCACUUUUCGAGGAUUCUAGAUCCUUCUGUCACUGGUGUUGAACUUGUACAGUUAAAAAAUGAUCAGUCUAGAAAUACUGCUGUUGCAGAUACAAAAGAUGAUCUAAAUGGUACACAUUAUUCGAAAGAUCCAUUGCUUUCCAUGGAUACUCGAGCCUCCCGUUCAUGGAGCUCAUUGCCAUUGAACACCCAACCUAGUGAUGGAAAAUUUAUUCAACAACGCAGAUCAGGAGGAGAAUGGGGUGACAUGUUAGAUCAAAUUUAUCGCAGAAAAACUCAAGCCCUUGCUCCAGAACAUUUUGAGAAUAUGUGGGCAAAAGGUAGGAAUUACAGAAAGAAGGAAGGCGAAAAUCAAGUAAUUGAGCAAGUCCCACAGUGUUCUGCUGGGAAGUGUGUUUCAGUGGAUUCUUUGAAGGCAACACCAAAUUCCAAAGGAAAAGAUAGUAUGAUCAAGGCUAAUGCCCUCAGGAGCCACACUUCACAAGAUGGGCAUGCUGAUCAAUAUGCAGAUAGGAAGAUAUCAAAUUGCUCUUCUGCCACUUCAUACCAAGAACAUGAUGACAGCCUCAUGCCCUUGGAGGAGGUUGAAUCAGGGAGCAGUAGUUUGUAUACUUCAGAAGAUGAAGAAACAGAAGCACUAGGUCUUGAUUCUCCAGGAACUAAAGUUUGGGAUGGAAAGAGUAACAGAAAUGUGGCUGUUUCUCACAUUCAUCAUCCACUUGAAAGUCCUGAUGGCCAUAUCUCAAAGAGGAGUGGUAGAAGACAGGUUCAAUAUGGAUUACCUCGAACACAUUCUGGCCGGAAAAGGUUUAGAUUGAGCAGUCAGAAAUCACCCGUUUGGCAAGAGGUUGAGAGGACAAGCUUCUUAUCUGGGGAUGGACAGGAUAUACUUAGUUCAUUAAAUGGACUAGCUAAAAUUGACGAGUCAAGUGAUGAUUCUGAGAGUGAAAUUUUGGGUAGAUUUCAAAGCGGAGCAGCUGCUUCUUCUUCUGCAUCCUUUAUUUCAAUACCAGAAAGUCGUAGUUCAAGUGUUACUUCCCAGCAAAGUUCGUUGAUGGUGGAUUCUUUUUUUAAGUUGAGAUGUGAGGUACGUGGUGCAAAUAUUGUGAAGGGUGGCUCUAGAACAUUUGCUGUUUAUUCAAUAUCUGUGACAGAUGCAAAUAGUAAUAGUUGGUCUAUCAAAAGAAGGUUCCGACAUUUUGAGGAGCUGCAUCGACGUCUUAAAUUUUUUCAAGAGUACAAUCUUCAUUUGCCUCCAAAACAUUUUCUGUCAACAGGUUUAGAUGUACCUGUCAUUCAAGAACGGUGUAAAUUGCUUGACAGAUAUUUGAAGAAACUCCUGCAGCUUCCUACAGUUUCUGGAUCAAUUGAAGUUUGGGACUUUCUUAGCGUAGAUUCCCAGACAUAUGUAUUCUCAAAUUCCUUCUCUAUUGUCGAAACAUUAUCAGUUGACCUUGAAGAUAAACCAUCUGAAAAGGUUUCAAAUACUGCUUGGCCAGUAGUCAGUCCAUCCUCCAGGAGGGAACAUUUUGGCUCUGAAAGCAAGGAAUCAACACAGCAAGUGAAGGAUAAUUUUAUUGCUGAUGGUAAAAAAAGUCAUGCGAAAGAAAUGUCUCAUUCUCCAUUAAAGGCCAAUAAUAAAGAACUUGGGAAGUCAUUAGAUGACCCUGGAAGUGGUUCAGAUAAUAAGGUGCUGAAUAAUUCGUCAUAUUUCAGAAACUUGGGUAAAAUUGUGAAAGGAAAAGAGAAUGAUGGUUCAGUGGAGAAAUCUGAGUUGCUUGAUGCUGCCACUGAUCCAACCCUACCUAGUGAGUGGGUGCCGCCUAACUUAAGUGCCCCCAUAUUAGAUUUAGUAGAUGUCAUUUUCCAGCUCCAAGAUGGUGGGUGGAUAAGGCGGAAGGCAUUUUGGGUGGCCAAACAGGUUCUACAACUUGGGAUGGGCGAUGCCUUUGAUGAUUGGUUAAUAGAGAAAAUUCAGCUUUUACGCAGAGGAUCAGUGGUUGCUUCUGGUAUCAAAAGGGUUGAGCAGAUACUUUGGCCUGAUGGAAUAUUCAUAACCAAACAUCCAAAGCGACGACAAGCACCACAACCCAGCAGCCCAUUGCCAAGUUCUCCCCAUCGUCAGCAACCUUCGCCAAUCUCUCCUAAGUUAACUGAAGAGCAAAAACAGGACAUGGAACGAAAUGCAAAGCUUGUGUAUGAACUAAUGAUUGACAAAGCCCCAGCUGCUAUUGUAGGCCUUGUUGGUCGUAAGGAGUAUGAACAAUGUGCUAAGGAUCUCUACUUUUUUAUUCAGUCACCUGUUUGUUUGAAGCAAUUGGCAUUUGACCUUCUUGAGCUGCUAUUGUUGUCUGCACUUCCGGAACUGGAUUAUGUCUUCAAGCAGUUGCAUGAAGAAAAACAUAAAUUUGGUGAUUUUAAAUCAUAACGGAAAUUUGCUUCUCCAAUUAAUUUUCAAAGAUGGGAUAAUCGUGGUUUGGUGUUUCUUCUUCUGGUACAUAGCUUGAGAUGAUGCGUCCAUUAUCGGUUUCUGUUUAUUCACGACUGAAAACAUUCCUCAUUGUGAAUGAUAGCAUCAAAAUCAUUGAUUGAUUGAUAGGUCUAAACUUUUUUGUAAUUAGUUUGUUGAUUUGGCAUUUGGAGGAAAUUGUAAUUAAGCCAUGAGAUAAGUGCAUAUAUAUAAGCAAAGAUUUCUUUUACAA
This is a messenger RNA of Mangifera indica (mango), 3861 nucleotides long. RefSeq lists its product as uncharacterized. Bases 225 to 3587 code for a protein of 1120 amino acids. The transcript has 15 exons. NCBI's taxonomy places the organism in Eukaryota, Viridiplantae, Streptophyta, Magnoliopsida, Sapindales, Anacardiaceae. The record is from RefSeq and is a predicted model, not a curated record. Gene Ontology annotation, molecular function: phosphatidylinositol binding.